This is a messenger RNA of Micromonas commoda, 1575 nucleotides long. RefSeq lists its product with no specific name. Gene Ontology annotation, molecular function: oxidoreductase activity; FAD binding. The record is from RefSeq and is a predicted model, not a curated record. The transcript has a single exon. NCBI's taxonomy places the organism in Eukaryota, Viridiplantae, Chlorophyta, Mamiellophyceae, Mamiellales, Mamiellaceae. The coding region runs from base 1 to 1575 and encodes 524 amino acids.
AUGGGAGCCCUCGAAGACCUCGUCGCGUCGCAUCUCGGGGGUUUCAGCCCCGAGGGCGGCGUUCACCUCCCAAACACGCCCGGAUACGACGCGUGCCUGCUCUCCGCGGGCGCGGCCAAUUACGCGUGCCUCCACGAGCGAAGGCGACCUCCGGUGGCGCUCCAGCCCGCGCGCGAGAGCGACGUCGUGCUGGCGGUUCGCUUCGUCACCGCGGGGAUCGAGCGCGGUCUCUGGCCCGAGGGAGGGAGGGUGGACGGGUCCCCGGACGGGGGCGACGGCGUGCCCCUCACGCUGUGCGGCGGAGGGCACUCCGAGCUGUGCGUGCGCCACGGCGCGGUCCUCAUCCACUUCGGCCGGAUGGCUUCCGUGUCGUGCGACCCGGCGGCGGGGACGGUGACGAUCGCCCCGGGCGCGCUCCUCGGGGCGAUGAACGAGGCCGCGCAAAAUCACGGCCUCGCGGUGCCCACCGGAGUCUUCGCGGGCGUCGGCGUGGGAUCGAUCCUGGCGGGAGGCAUCGGACGCCUCGCGCGCGCCCGGGGGCUCUCCGUCCACAGCGUCGUCGCCAUGCGAGUCGUCACCGCCGACGGCGAAAUCCACGUCCUGGGCGAGGGCACGCACAUGGACGGGCUCGCGAGGGACAUGUGGUGGGGAUGUCGCGGCGCCGCCGCCGCGCUCGGCGUCGUCACCAGCGUCACGCUCAGAGCCGCGCCCAUCGCGCCCACCGUCUCCCACGGCCGACGGAUCUACCCGACCUUCGCCGACGCCCCCGACGCCGCCGCGCGCCUACGACGAAUCGAAACGAUCGCCCGCGCGCUUCCCGAGGCGACGCAGGUGGACGUGUGCGUGACCCGAGCGGCGGGCGGCGGCGGCGGCGGGGUCAGGAUCGGCGUGUUUCCCUGCGCGACGGACGGCGGCGACGUCCCCGCCGACGUAGUCGCGAGCCUCGAGUUGACGCCCCGGCACGUGACGCGUUCGAGGUACUGCGACGUUCCCUACCACAGCAUGCUUCCGGAUGACGAGUUGGACGACGAGUCGGCACCCGGGGACGACGAGUCGGCACCCGGGGACGACGGGACGCCGUCCCAGGCGACUCCCGGGAUGUUCUCCUACGUGCGCCAGUGGUUUGUGGAUGAGCUCGGCGAGAUCGGCGCCGCCGCCGUCGCCGCCGCCGCCGCCGCCGCGCCCACCGACGACUCGCUCGUCAUGAUGCAGCACGCGGGAGGCGCGGUGCGGCGGGGCGGGAGGCCCGCGGACGACGACGACGCCCCCGCCGACGACGAUCUCUCGUUUCCGCAUCGUCAGUGGGAGUGGAGCGUGGUGAUCAUCGCGCUGUGGACGGACCCGAGUUCGCGCGCGCGGACGACGGCGGAGGCUUGGGCCGACGACGCCUUCGAGUCGCUCAGGGGAUGCGGGGUGGGGUGCUACGCGGUGGACAUCGACAGGUUCCGACGGUCGGGGGCUGACGCGGAGGAGGAGGUGAAGCUCGCGUUUGGCGAGGUCAACGCGGCGCGGCUGAGGGAGCUGAAGCGGCGGGUCGACCCGAUGAACGUCUUUGCCGCGGCGGUUCCGCUGUGA